ACUAACGCAUCAUAACACCUAGAUGAACGAUACAACGUCAAUUUAUAGAGUAGAAAGAAGUAAAAGAAAUGUCAAUUUAAUUGGCGAAUAGGUUUUCACAAAUUUUUUGAACGAACACAGAGCAACAAUUUCAAUAUUUUGAAGUGUCUGCUUUGGAUCGAAUGCACAAUUUCUAUCGUGUGUGGAAAAAUUGGAAUCUCAAGUCUUGAAUGGAGUUCAGACCUCGGGAUUACAGUGCUGAAGCAAAGCUGUUUUUGCUGCAUCGUGAUCGCGCAGAAACGGAUCCUCUUUCUGUUCCAUCGUCCCAGCAGGCCAACAUUGCUGAUGAUCAAAUUGUCAAAUAUGAUGAUCCACUUAGAGCGUCAGAUGACGAUGCAACUGUUUCAGGCGUCUAUUUGGAAGAUAAAGAAAAUUCUUCUGCCACAGGAGUGCCUUCUGAAUCUGUCUUUCCACCUGCAGAAAGGGAUUGGUCCUCGUUCACGAGAUUCAUGAUGCAGAGAUUUUCUGUCUCUAAAUUGGUCUCAGUUACUUCAGUGUCCAAUGCAAUAUUAAAAGUUGGGAAAACAUACGAGAGAUCUUCAACUGACAAGCAUUUGGAGGAACUUGAAGAUCCUCAGAACAUUACAGAAAAUGAAGUCAAGGUUGUUACACGCCAAGAUUAUAUUAACCGCUUGCGUGAAUUCAAGGAUGACUUGGUUCGUGCUUGGAAUGCAAGUGAUCGCGUGACAUCUUUGAAGAUAUCUGUGAAGGUUGCCAAGCUUCUGAAGGAUACGUCUGUUUUGCAAUUUUAUCCCACACUUUUUGUUCUAGUCACAGAUAUUUUGGAUAUGCUUGGAAAUUUUGUGUGGGAUCGCAUCAGGAGUAAAGCUGAGUUCACUGAAGAUGGGGCCAGAUUUUGCUCCUUGCCAGAGCACUUCAAAAUAAAGGACAUUUGCCAAAACGCAAAGGAAACAUGUUAUAACUGGUUUUGCAAAGUUGGUGCCAUUCAAGAACUUCUUCCGCGCAUUUAUUUGGAGUUGGCUUUAUUGCCUUGUUGGCAAUUCUUGGAUGAUCAACCUGUUGUCGUCAUACAGCGCUUGGUGAUGAUGGCUAGAGGAAUAGCUGAUCCUUUGGCAUCUGCUUAUUGUCGUUUGUACUUGACUCAUUGUGCACAGAAGUUGCCCUCGUGUGAUAUAGGAUUGCUAGUGUCAUGUGUCAAUGACACGAAUGCUCAAUUGAAACAUUUCAUACCAGCAAAAGAAACCAAAACUGGCAGUUCUACGGAUAGCAAAGUCUUGCUUGUUGGUGUGAUAGAGCCUACAAUCGAAUAUAUUGUAAAAUGCAUAUUUAAGAAUGUCUCUCAGAGACAAUUAGAGGGAACACUUAUAGCGCUUGGACUGGGAAGAAAUAUGGAGAAUUCACAGUGUGUCUCAAUCGUUCUUCAUUACAUACUAAAGGAACUUCCUGUUGAAGUAUUAAGCUCGAAGGCUAUGGAAUUUCUCCACCUUAUUGAUCGCAGCAACGAUUCAUCCUUCCGUCAGUUCUUGAAUUACAGGUUACAUGGGAUCAGGCUUUGUGAAAGGAGACCUCCUGUGGAUAUUGUGGAUGCCGUAAUGCAUAAUGUACUUGAGGUUAUUGCGCAAAAUGAGAGCCUCGACGAGUAUCUGACAGUCAUUGAUGCCUAUUUGGAUAUUGUACUUCAAAAUCAUUUGGAUAGCCGUGUAAAAACGAUUUUAGAUGCGAUUUCACAGCGAACAUGCAAUAGAGGGAUAGAUGAGAAUGGACUCCUCAGUUUGCAGUCAAUUAUGGGGAAGCUUCUUUCUCAUUACCAGCAUUUGGAAGAUGUAUUUGCACUAAGCCAUUUUCUGGAGAUUUUGGAUUUGCUUGUCGGAAGACCAAAAGGCAUUAUCAUUAUUAAUAUUCUUAAGAUGGCUACAAGGAGCUCCUAUAUACGUGAUCCAGCAACCGUAGAAUUGCUUUUUGAAAUUUCCCAGGCUCUUAAUGAUAGCUUUGAUUUUGCCAACAUGAAAGAUGAUGAAAAUCAACCAGCACAUUUGCUUUCUCGUUUUGUCCAACUGGUGGACUUUGGGAAAGAGAGGGAGCGCCAUCUAGCAUUCCUUGUUGAGUGUCGUGGAGCAUUUGGUACCAUAGAUGAGGUUAAGGACACUCUCGUGCAUUGUAGCAAUGGUUUAGCAGUAAAGGCUUUAAAAGAUGCGAAGAAGCAUGGCAAUUUUGUCAAAUCCUGCAUAGCGUUUUCUGAAGUCACAUUACCGUCAAUAUCAACUCAUAUUAAGCAGUUCAAUCUUUACCUUGAGACUGCGGAGGUUGCUUUAUUAGGUGGUUUAAUUUCUCAUUCGGGUGAUUUAAUAGAUUCAGCAAUCAGCUGUUUGCACAAUGUGGACAUUAAGGAAGGCUCCCGCGCAGCAGCCGACGCUGAUCUUUUACUCUCCUCAAUUCAAAAGUUAUGCAGCCUCUUGGUUAUGCUUCCUGGUAAUCCUGAUCAUGGAAGUGCAUACUUCCCGAAGAUUUUGGUAUCAUUUGUAAAUGAUAUACCAUGGAUGACACCUAAAAUGAGGACGAGGAUUUUAUGUGCUAUACUUUCAUUGUUGGCUACAUGUUCCCAAAAUAGACUCCCAUAUCAUGCAGAUAAUGGACUGUUCUGGGGUUCGAACAAUGUCUUCUUCGGCGACUCGGCCUACUUGCAUGAACUUGUCUCUUUGUCUGAGCUUAUUGUACAGAAUCUAGUUAAUGCUAUUCAGCAAGAGUCUUCUGGGGCCGCACGUGGAAUACUGGCGCUUGAAGUUUGUGAUUCCAUCUUAUCGUCUUUCACUCUAAAAGACGAAACAUAUGCAAUUUGCUCCAAUCUGAUGGGGACUGCUAAACUGUGUAUGAGUGACCGCAACAAAUAUUUGCAGUCAACCUUCCAACGCCUAGAGGAGAAGUCACAAUCGUCAGUGAAAUGCUGAUGGGAAUGUGUAGUGAAUAUUACGUGAAUCAAUUGGGCAAGUAGCCUGGAAAUGGCCCCAUAGGUUGAGAUUGAUUUACUCAUUUGUGUGAUUUUAGUGGUAGAAACUAAAAGUUGAUGGGUGAGAAUGAAAAAAUGUAAUAGUUGAAGCACUUCAGUUGAAAAUGGGAUAAAAAAUGAGGGACCAAAUUGCAAUUAAGCCAAACUUGGUCCCCAAAAAAAUGAAUAAAAAUACUUGGUGUCCCUGCAUGCUGCAGAGUUGUAAA
Molecule: messenger RNA, 3210 nt
Organism: Cucurbita pepo subsp. pepo (vegetable marrow)
Lineage: Eukaryota; Viridiplantae; Streptophyta; Magnoliopsida; Cucurbitales; Cucurbitaceae
Source: RefSeq, a predicted model, not a curated record